AGAUAGUCAAGGGUCUGUCCCACGUGUUAGCCAAGUACGACGUGGUGCUCGUCGACCAGUAUGGGGUGCUUCACAAUGGCACACAACCGAUGAUCGGAGCUGUCGACUGCUUCAACCGCAUGGUCGAAGCAGGGAAGCGAGUGGUGCUCGUGUCCAACACUGCCAAUCGAUCUUCUAGACUGCCGACCAAGCUCGGGGCCAUGGGGUUCUCGACUGAUUUCCAGGGCGUCACCGGCGGCGAUGUGUGUCACGAAUACGUCAAGGAGCGACGCACCACACAUUCGCGUUGCUCCGUCAUGGCUCACGAUCUGGCCAACAUGAUCUCGAAGGCGAACGUCGACUCGAUUUUCAACGGCCUGGAUGUGGAGAUUGUGGGACUUGACCAAGCUCAGUUUCUCAUGGUGGAAGGCGUGCGACAGGUUUGCUACAGUGAUCGCGUGGCUGAGGCCUUGGCUACAGACUAUCGCCAUACCAACACACCCAACGAUGCUAUCAACGAGUUUCUUAGAGGCGGCCUAGAACGCAAACUGCCACUGCUGUGUCCGAACGCAGAUGCCGUAGGUGUUGUGGAGAACGACCGCUUCGUGUACAUGGGCGGCGGCAUCGCCAAACUGUACGAAGAAAUGGGUGGCGAGGUGGUUUGCUUUGGGAAACCAGCGAAGGAGCACUUCGAAGCGUGCUUAAGACUGGCACAUGUGACCGACAAGGCGAAGGUUGUGCACAUUGGCGACUCGCUCCACCACGACAUCCAAGGAGCAAAAAAUGUCGGGAUCGACAGUGUUUUAAUCGCGGGAGGUGUCCAUGCCAAACAGCUCGAAGUAGACGCUUGGAGUAAUGCUGAGGAGGAUCUACACAUCAACGCAGAAGUGCUGGACAGACUUCUAGGCAAUACACAGCUAGACCCGACAUACACUGCAACUCGCUUCCAGUGGUGA
Messenger RNA from Phytophthora infestans T30-4, 935 nucleotides. RefSeq lists its product as uncharacterized. Gene Ontology annotation, molecular function: phosphatase activity. The coding region runs from base 399 to 935 and encodes 178 amino acids. The transcript has a single exon. The record is from RefSeq and is a predicted model, not a curated record. Gene Ontology annotation, cellular component: chloroplast. NCBI's taxonomy places the organism in Eukaryota, Oomycota, Peronosporomycetes, Peronosporales, Peronosporaceae.